CAAAUAGAUAACAAAAAGUCCUUGAACUCGCGAAAAUCUAAAUGUAUAAGGAAAGUAAUGCCUUCUGCUUCAUGUAUAUGAAUUUAUAUACAAUACCGUGGACAUGCGUAUUGGCCGUCUAUACGAAACGAAGCGCGAAGCUUCUUCACUACAAUCAGUGCCGCGAGUGAUAAUGUGUCUUAAAUUGUUAAGGGGAAGGUCGAUAGUCGGGUUGUGUGAGGGUUGAGCAAGCGCGUUAUGUUGGGCGGAGGCAUCGAGUCGCAGCUUAUUCAGUUGAAACCUCGCCGCGCAAGGGGCAGUGUCGCGUCCGUGCUUCGCUGUGUAGAUAACCACUGAGCCACUUUCGAGAUGCCACUUCUCAAGUCAUCCACGGAAACCAUUCAAUAGAAUGCCGAGGGCCGAAAAUCUUUUUUUCUUUCAAGCCAGAUAAUUUAAACCUUAAAAAGGCCAUAACAUAAAUCUUGAAAGUGACAACCCUAAAUCAAAAUUCAGUGUUAACGUCAAUGACAUCACUAGUGUAGUGAUUGACAAUGCAACUCACAGUGAAAAGGUAAACCCAGAAAGGGAGUUUGGUGGCAUCAAUGCGGCAUUGCGCUCAGCACCGGAGCAUGCUCGGUCGACGCCAGCGCGCGCCGUUUAGUCCGACUAGGUGAUGCUGCGACAUAACGCUGUCGAUGAUAGUCUGCUUUGUCGCUGAGCUUACAUCGUUUCAGCUGCGGAAGCCGGUGUCGACGCUCUCGAUCCCCGGCGCGAUGAAGGCGUACUCCGGCGGGCGGGACGCGUCCACCGAGGAGGCUGGGGUGGCGCUCGUUGGCGUGCACAGCGAGUACCCACGCUUCGGCGAGGAGCGGGCGCUCGGCGGCGGCACCUACAAGGGCGGGGGGGCGGCUAAGCACAAACCUAACAUAGGAUAUAGAUUAGGUAGGCGAAAGGCGUUAUUCGAAAAGCGAAAACGAAUAAGUGACUACGCGCUAGUGAUGGGGAUGUUCGGUAUUAUAAUUAUGGUUAUAGAAAAUGAACUCUCAAGUGCCGGUGUUUAUACAAAGGCAUCAAUAUAUUCGCAGGCGUUAAAGACGCUUAUAUCAAUGUCAACUGUGAUCUUACUUGGCCUAAUCGUCGCGUAUCACGCUUUAGAAGUACAGUUAUUUAUGAUAGACAACUGCGCUGACGACUGGCGAAUAGCUAUGACGUGGCAGCGGAUAGCGCAGAUUGCACUAGAACUAGCCAUUUGUGCCGUCCACCCGAUCCCGGGGCAGUACACCUUCACUUGGACGACGAAACUGGCCAACAAAGGAGGCGUUAUAGGCGUUGAAGUUGGCACAAUGUAUAAGCAAAUUCAGGUACCGUACGACGUGACACUGUCGCUGCCUAUGUUCUUUCGGCUAUAUCUUAUAUGCAGGGUCAUGCUUCUUCAUAGUAAAUUAUUUACGGAUGCUUCGUCGCGAAGUAUAGGAGCCUUAAACAGAAUUAAUUUUAACACAAGGUUUGUCUUGAAGACACUUAUGACCAUUUGCCCCGGAACGGUGUUACUAGUUUUUAUGGUUUCCCUUUGGAUAAUUGCAAGCUGGACAUUAAGACAAUGUGAAAGGUUUCACGACGAAGAACACGCUAAUCUACUGAAUGCAAUGUGGCUUAUUGCAAUUACGUUUCUCUCCGUCGGUUUUGGUGACAUUGUCCCAAACACGUAUUGCGGCAGAGGUAUUGCUGUUAGCACCGGCAUUAUGGGGGCUGGAUGUACAGCAUUAUUAGUGACCGUUGCUUCAAGAAAGUUAGAGUUAACUAGAGCGGAGAAACAUGUGCAUAACUUCAUGAUGGAAACGCAACUAACAAAAAAGUUAAAAAACGCAGCAGCCAACGUGCUACGUGAAACGUGGUUAAUAUAUAAACACACAAGACUGGUCAAAAGAGUUCAUCCGGGUCGAGUCCGAACUCACCAGAGGAAGUUCUUGUUAGCCAUAUAUGCAUUACGAAAAGUUAAAAUGGAUCAAAGAAAGUUAAUGGAUAAUGCCAACACAAUAACUGACAUGGCAAAGACCCAAAAUACUGUUUAUGAAAUAGUAUCCGAUAUGAGUACCAGGCAAGAUAGUAUAGAAGAGAGACUAACCAGUUUAGAAGAAAAACUUACCGCCUUACAGGAACAAGUAAAUAGCCUACCAGAUGUGGUGGCCAGGUGCUUGCAGCAGUGCUGGGAGCGGGCAGAGUCUCGCAAAAACUACCUGCAUCCAGACACUGCUGCGGCACCUACCCCACCCGCUAGCGUCAUAACCCCACACGCCAGAACAUUAACGACAGCAACACACCCCUGGCCUCCGAGCCCAACCUUGGCGGGGGUCAGGACCCACUCAGCCCCGGAGAGCACCGUGGCCCACUCCCCCGCGCCGACCAGCCCAGCGACUCACGGAGCCCGGCCUCCGCUACCCAGCUGAGUACCGCCUUCCAACUCCGAACUGUUGUGCUGAACUCGUCAAAACUCGGCGCCCCUCCUCUGAUCCCCCUUAAUAUAACUACGACCAGAUAAUGGCGAAAGAAAGAUAUCGUGGACCUCGAAAAUAGCAUGACUUUAUUGUGCUGCUCUUUUGGUGCUAAAUUAUCUUUUUCACCCAGAUCUCAGAUAUCAGCACUUAAGCAUGUUUACUUUCUUAGUGAUCUGAAUUAUAUCAAACACUUAAGAAAAGUAACGUUAGAAAACAGCAUAUGAACUCGCACAUUAGAAAAUUAUUAAAGAUAAAACUUAACAAUAAUACUAAGACGGGAGAUUCCUUACAAAAAAAUAAUUCAGGUCUAUUGAUAUCAUUCUAUCGCCAAUGGACCACGCCUCGGAGCGAGAAUAGGUCUGCCGUAGUUUUUCGCUGUUCCCAAAAAGUUUCGGAUGUGUGGGACUGUUUUCUAAUAGGUAUUGCUUAGAUAGUGAAAAGAAAUUAGCCAGAAAGGACUUGCUGUUGUGAUUAUACAAAAAUGCUUUAUCGAUACGCGCUUUAGAGUACGUUAGAAUAUAUUUUGAAUACAUUAUCAAGAUAGAUAUAGGUUAGUUUACUUACCAACACGUCUGUUCACGUUUUAUCCUUUGUUUCAAGAACCAAUUCACACUGUAUUGUCUGCAUCAUUUUUUUUGUAAAUAGGUUAAUGAAUCUGGCUUGCAAAAUUUAACUCUUUAUUAAUUUCCAUAAUAAGAUUUAUUUAUUUUAUAUAAAACAUAUAACCAAGUAACCGUUCUUUCCACUAUUUUUGAGCAGUUUAUUUUUAAUUAAGACAAAAAGGUUUUUAUAUACACUAUGAAAAUGUUGGAAGACAACAAAAUAAAUUUGAAAACAGCUACAUAGUAUAAUACAAAAUGAAUGACCUUACAAAGGAUUAGUAAUAACAAAUACGAAAUAUCAGUGGUAAAGUGAAUUUUCAUAACCUUAUACUGUGCAAGUGAAAUAAGCCUCCAGGAUCAAAUUCAUAACCUGUACCUGAGCCUCCAGGAUAAAAAAAAUAUCGACUUGGGUAGUCGUUUUAUUCAUUUCUUAGAACUGAUAAUUUAACAUCAUUAAAUAUAUCAGUUUUAUAAAUAACUUUUAUUUGGAAAAGCUAGAACGUGUAUAUAAAAUCCUUUUUGCAAAGUUUUUUUUUACAAAUCAUUUGUAUUAAUCAAGAAACAAGUGCCUAUUUGUGUCUUGUCACAUUGAAAUUAAGGCAUAAAAAGUUACGUGUUUCAACUUGCUGGAAAAUAAAUAUGGUUAAAAUGUCAAAUAUUGUUUGAGUUACAACAGGGCCCGAUUCGGAUUUUGAAAUAGACAUCAAUUAGAUAUAUUUUAGACAUCACCAAGAUACGAUAACGAUAUGUUUAAGAUCUAACCUGUCAAAUUUGACAUUUGCGCGAUGCUGUAGAUACUCUUGAACGAUUUCCACAGGAUAUGACUUAGAGAUCCAAUUCACAUCUAAUAGAUAUCUUACUCUAUCUAACGUAAAAGAGACAUUGGUUGCCCGAAUUGCGCUGCAAAAGAGAACUAGUUGAUAUCUAAACUAUAACGUAUCUAGGAUGGAUCUAGUACAUGUCGUCUCUUGUGAAUAUCUUGAAGUUCGAAUACGGCAGACAGUCUAAUUCUAAUUUUAAUAUACCUACCUCAAAAAUUAGAUCCGAUCGAUAUCGUAACUAGAUCAAAUUUUCAAGGUAUAUUAAAAUUAGAAUUAGGCGUUACUCUGACUCGUCUGUCAUGUUGAGAUAUCGUACAAUUAAGUUUCUUGCAUUAUGUACAAGUAUGUCAUUUAGAGGAAAAUAUAGUUCAUAGAGAUUUUAAUGUACACUCGGACUUAAAUAAGAUACAUAAUGGCCAGUUAUUUCUAAAAAUUGGUUUUAGUUCCUAUGAGAGUAUUUAUUUAUAAUAAUUUAAGAUAAAGGUGUUGUGAACCUGCUUUUUUCACAAAGUUGUAUUAUGUUAUGUGUACCCAAUGUUAAUUACUAACCUCCAGAAACAGUACAUAGCGACUAUUUUUUUAAAGACCGACAUUUUUUCCUAAGUUCAAGAAAAAAUAUUUACAUUUAAUAAGUACUGAAAAAAUAAAAUUACUUUGUUUAAAGAGCAGAUUAGAACACCGAUAUAGAUAGCCCGCUCCACACUCGUGCGCGAAUCGCGACGCGAAGCCGCGAACGCG
This is a messenger RNA of Cydia fagiglandana, 4635 nucleotides long. RefSeq names its product small conductance calcium-activated potassium channel protein (gene SK). The record is from RefSeq and is a predicted model, not a curated record. The transcript is spliced from 16 exons. Gene Ontology annotation, molecular function: calmodulin binding; small conductance calcium-activated potassium channel activity. Gene Ontology annotation, biological process: potassium ion transmembrane transport. Bases 675 to 2426 code for a protein of 583 amino acids. Lineage: Eukaryota; Metazoa; Arthropoda; Insecta; Lepidoptera; Tortricidae. Gene Ontology annotation, cellular component: neuronal cell body; neuron projection; plasma membrane.